CAUCCAAUGAUCAGUGCGGCAGGAAAAGCGCAGAAGGGGGAAAAAAGGAGAUGAAAACAGUUAGGAAAAGGGAAAAAAAGAGGAACAGCGGUUCAACUUACUCCUUUAUUUUAUUACCUUAGUGGAAAAUGUUUAUCUUUGCUCUUGUGCCGCAAGUGGGCUAUUUUCGUUAUGCCGUAAGAGCUGAAGAUUUAAAAAAAAAGAAGGAUCUUUUUCUUUUUUCAGGAAUCCUGCCUCCAAACUGCUGUCACGAUUGAAGGAGGUAAAGCUGAGCAGGGGGCUCAUCUGAUCAAGGAGGGAUUCAAUCAAGAUUAGAACAGACAGGUUUUAAGUUUUUUUUAUUAUUAUUAUUCUUUUCCAAUCAGCAUUAAGGUUGCUUUUCCCCCCCUACUGCAUCGGAUUCCUCUGGACAGGAUGUCAUUUGCAUUCAGGAGGAGCUCCUCCGGCUGACUGAGGGACACAGACGCACAGACGGACGAUGGGAGAUGCGCCAGAGGACAGAGGGAUGAGACGCACAUUUAUCGUUCCUGCCAUCAAGAGCUUCGAUCACUACGACUUCACCAGGGCCAAGAUCUCCUGCAGCCUGACGUGGCUGGUGGCCAAGGCUUUCGGCUCGGAUGCUGUUCCAGAGGAGCUGGUUGAGCCUUUCUACAAGGACCAAUACAGUCAGGAACACCUGAAGCCUCCGGUCGCCUGCCUGCUUCAGUCCGCAGAGCUGUACUGCCGUGCAGGAAGCCUUAUCCUCCGCAGCGAUGCUGUCAAACCUUUACUGGGACACAAUGCCGUCAUCCAAGCCCUGGCCCAGAAGGGGCUGUAUGUCACUGACCAGGACAGACUGGUCACUGAGAGAGACCUGACCAGCACGCCCAUACACAUGACCUCCCAUCUGGCGCUCAUUGAUACCUUAAUGAUGGCCUACACCGUGGAGAUGGUGAGCGUGGAGAGGGUGAUGUCCUGCAUCAACAAGUACUCGUCUGCCGAACGGUUUCACGGCGAUGGACUGGUCCAGGGGCUGCCGUACGAUACGGAGGAUGCAAUCACAACCUGGAUCAACAAGGUGAAUGAACAUCUGAGGGACGUCCUCAUUGAGGAGCAGAAGUUUAGAGAAGCUUCCCUUCAAGAGACAAACGCCACAACGCAUAAGGCCCGGUACAGAAGGGAGCAUGCCCAGAAGAAUGUUCCGUCUCUCCCCCUGGUGGAGAACUUGUUAAAGGAUAACACAGACGGCUGUGCCCUCGCCGCCCUGCUGCACUUCUACUGCCCACAGGCCGUCCGUCUGGAAGACAUUUGCCUUAAGGAGACCAUGUCUCUGGCGGACAGUCUGUACAACCUCCAGCUGGUGCAGGAGUUCUGCAGGAACAACCUCAAUCACUGCUGCCACUUUACCCUGGAGGACAUGCUCUACACCCAUGCAUCCAUAAAGAGUAACUAUCUGGUGUUCAUGGCUGAGCUUUUCUGGUGGUUCGAGGUUGUGAAACCUUCAUUUGUUCAGCCCAGAGUCUUCGACCCAAACGCCUGUGAGCCUGUAUCAUUCUGCAGAGAUAUGGCUCCUGUGUCCAGUCCUGUCAAACAGAACUAUGCAGACAGACCUUCAAGUCCAGAGAACCACAUCACUGAAGGCCUAAUAAAGAGAUCUACCUCCAUGUCCUACGUUGAUGGUUGUGGUGGGACGUGGCCCAAAGAAAAACACUCCUCCUCUCGGGGAAUCUCCUUUGAGAUCCCCCUGGAUGGAGAACCAACAUUGCCACCAAAUGAGGCUUCUUCUCCCCACUCUAUGACCCGCUCAGCAAGUAGUGACGGCCUGGGGUUCAAAGUUCAUUAUGCAUCUCGAGGAGGCAUGAAACGCCACCUCUCCCUGACACCGGCAGACGUUAACGGACAGGGCAGACAGAUCCCAGAGGAGGAGGACGACUUGGCUUCUCACAAACCCUUGGGACGAAAAAACACUUUCUCUAUCAAGAACCAAAGCAGGUACCCCAAUGGAGUCCUACCAGACAACAGCAGCCCCAGUAGCUGCCAAGGGAAUCACUCCGACCACAUCAGCCCAUCAACUCCUCCAAGCAUUGAAGAGGCCCUCAAGAUCAUCCACGAUACAGAAAGGCCCCACGCCAGCCUGGGUGUUGGAGAUGGAGACAAUGGCUUCUUUCUGCAUGGGGCCGAGCCUUCGUACCCUCCGGGGGCUCAUGCUCCUGGGGAGGACCUGGAUUCAGCGAAGGCUCGGGCAAAUGACCGAGACCCCAACUCUGCAUCGACGGAUGAAGUUGACACGGGCAUCCAUGUGCGAACAGAAGACAUCCAGAGUUUGGAUGAGGACUCCUCGUCUCUGAGAGACUAUUCAGAUAUUGACCCGGACUGUGAGGCUAUGGCGAGGUCGUGUCCACUGCCUGGCAAGCAUGAGAGGAACACGGAAGGAGGACACAAGAAAGGAAGGGAAGCCAUCUCUGAAGGGGAAGGGGGACAUGGAGGUGACAGGGGCAGCCCAUGUCCCAGUUCUGCACCCAUGCUCACCAGGUCUUAUACUUGCAGUCCUGCCUCCUCAUCCGGUGGUUCUGGUGGGGGUCUGGUGCGAAUGACCAGCUUUGCAGAGCUGAAGUUCAGGAAGUUAGAAGGCAGGAGCAGCGGAGGAACCACCACUCCAGACAGCUCUGAUCUCAAUGUGCCCUACAUUCGCUCAGCCGGAACUACGGCCUCUCAGUUCUCUACACCUCCCCUGCCAAUCACUUCACCUUCGCCAGCUACGCCUUCACCCAGAGACCCCUCCCACUUCAUAGCCUCAGAGAUGAUUCAGCUUAGAAUGAAGCUGGAGGAGAAAAGGAGAGCUAUUGAAGCCCAAAAGAAGAAGGUAGAAGCAGCUUUUACCCGGCACCGGCAGAAAAUGGGCAGAACAGCCUUUCUGAAUGUUGUGAAAAGGAAAGGAGUGACAGCCCCGCUCAGCCCGAACUCAGGAGGGGCAGAAAAACCCUUACCUGAGCCAAUCAAUUUAAAGGAGGGUAACGUGGAGCAGGUGGAACGGUGCAAGCCUGACGGAGCAGCUCCGAAAUCUCCCUGUGAAGACGGCGGCGGCUUGACCCCUGGAGAGGUUGACCUUGCAGAAUACACACGGUCCAUCGAAAGGCUGAACACGUCGCUGGGCUUCCUGCAGACAGAGAUGCAGCGUUUGGCCCAGCAGCAGGAGAAGAUCAUGGCCAUGAGAGACCAGCAGCAACAGGCCUGGGUGAUCCCGCCUCCUGCCCCCUCUCCACACAGGCAGCUCCGCGAGCUGCGCAGCAGCAGUGUGACAGGCAGAGGAUCGGGCCGAGGGUCGGUAGGAUCCUUGUCACCGAUUCUGUCCUCUUCUGGGUCUCCACGUCCAACCAACCGUUCACCUGCAGGCAUCAAACGACGGCCUGCCUCAUUUCAUGCCAGAACGCCUCGGACUCCCCGUCCAAACGAUCUGAAGGUCAGCCCCAUCAGCAGAAUGCUCAACACUCCCACCUCGGUGGACAGUCUGCCCAGACUGAGACGCUUUAACUCCAGCCAAACCCAGCAGAGCUCUUUCGCCUACCUUGGCCGGGAUGAAGAGGCCAGGGAAAAACACGACCCAGACACCAAAGACAAUAAAGAAGACCCUAAACAAACAGAGGAGACCGUAGAGAAGAGGAAGGAUGAAGAAGCCAAAGAAAAGAUCAACAAACAAAUAAAAGAAAGGACAGAGUUUAAGGAAGACUCAAAGAUAUCUGAGGUUUUGCGGCAGCCGGUUUCAGAGAUCAAAGUUGAAGAUGUUAGCCAGACUCAAGAUUAUCACCAAGAAAGGAAGGACCUGGUGGAGGUGCCGCUGUCUCGGCUAAAGCCAGCCGGCAUCCAGGGUCAGGAGAGCACAGAGGAUGGAGAACAAGGAGGAGAAAUAUUUGGAGAUGACCAAAAGAUGUGCUGUGGGUUCUUCUUUAAGGAUGAUGUGAAAGGAGAAGAGGACAUGGCAGCAAAGAAAGCAGCUCUAUUGGAGAAGAGGCUUCGGAGGGAGAAGGAGACUCAGCAGAAAAAGCAACAGCAGGAGCUGGAACAGGAGCAGAAGAAAGAAGCUGAACGAGUGAAAGCAGAGGAGGAGCAAGUUAAGAAGGAUGACGAGAAGGCAAGGAGGGACUACAUCAAGAAUGAAUAUCUAAGGAGGAGGCAGCUCAAACUGAUGGAGGACAUGGAUGAAGUCAUCAAGCCUCGUAGUGGAAGUCUCAAGAAAAAACAGCGGCCUAAAUCCAUCCACAGGGACGUGAUGGAGUCAUCUACUCCUCCUGUCAGAACCACAGGUGUGCGUCCUCGGGGCUUCUCUGUCUCAAGUGUUUCGCUAGCUUCCCUCAAUCUGGCUGACAGCGACAGAGACCAGCCAGAUAACAGGAAAAACAACAGGCCAGACUCCGCAGAGGGCUUUUCGUCUUGUCCUUCGGCCGGCAGUCGUAAUGGAGAAAAAGACUGGGAGAACGACUCGACCACCUCCUCCACACCCUCCAACACAGAAUACACAGGACCAAAACUGUACAAGGAGCCUAGUGCAAAAUCCAACAAGCACAUCAUCCAAAAUGCCCUAGCUCACUGCUGCCUGGCUGGGAAAGUCAACGAAGGGCAGAAAAACAAGAUACUUGAUGAAAUGGAGAAAUCUGAAGCCAAUAACUUCCUGGUGUUAUUCCGUGACUCUGGGUGUCAGUUCAGGUCUGUCUACACGUAUUGCCCUGAAACCGAAGAGAUCACCAAACUGGCCGGUAUUGGCCCUAAAACCAUUACCACCAAGAUGAUCGAGACUCUUUACAAGUACAACUCGGACAGGAAGCAGUUCAGCAAGAUCCCAGCUAAGACCAUGUCUGCCAGUGUGGAUGCCAUCACCAUCCCCAACCACCUGUGGCAAACUAAAAAGCAGGGGACGCCCAAAAAACAUCCAAAGUAGUGCCAGGUGAUGGGGCAGCAUCUGGAAUUACUCCGUCAAAUCAAACAGCUUGUAGAGGACGAUUCUUUUUUUUUUUUUUAUUAGACAAACACCAAUUACCAUUCCCUAAAAGUCACAACUGGAAUUUCAAAAUACAUGUUAACACAUAAAGAUAAUACAAAGCUGGCUAUGACACUACUUCCAUUGGGCACAAGUGUUUUCUUGUCAGCAUGUGUGUCAAUGUUCUCAUGUGCCAAAAAAGAAAAGAUACCAGGUGAGCCGAUGCCUUACCACGCUUAACUAUAGAAGCACUGAAUGUCACGCCUCUCAGAGGCACUUUGGAUUUCCUUCGUUUAUCUUAUAUAGCCUUAUGCUUGUUCUGUCAUGGAUACUCUGUGGGUGUUUGUGUCAUUUUGUUCUCUGUACACACAGAUCUGAGAUCAGAUUACCCGAAUGAAGGGUGGACUCUCUGUGAUCAGAAGCAGCAUAUUUGAUGCAACUUCUGCUGCUAAAAAAAGCAUGUUUUUAAUUGUUUUUUGUUUUUUCCUUUUUUACAUGUCACUGACAGCCCUAUAAACAGGUUAUAUUUCAGUAUGUUUGUGUGUGAGUGUGUGCACAUACAGUGAAGUGCCAAACAGUGCGUCAAGUGGAGAAUGCAUUAGUUGAAGGAGUGCGUAAGGAUGUGUCCCAUCAAACGGUUCUGGAAAACACCUGCAAUAUACUUUUUAAUUUAUUUUAUUUUGAUAUAUUUCUGAAGAUAUCUUACGCUUUAUUUGGAAUCCUCUGAAAUCCAACGCAUACAUUAGUUACAUGUGUUUGUAUAUAAUGAAGCAAGUCAGCUCUUGGUAGCAUUUAAGUAGCUUUUGUAAUUGAUCACUUUGAUGUUUGCUGGUUUCUCUGGGACCUUUUAUUGUGCUGCAGCUGCAGAUGAGUCCCAUCUCUCAACAGCAUUACUGAAACAACUACCAUGAGAUAUAAAUCUGUGUCAUCAAGAUGUGCAGUGAUUUAAAUGCUAACUUUUGACCAUGCUGCAGAGUAAACAAAUGAUUAAAAAUGUCACAUAGAGGUGUUGUGUGUUCUCUGUGGUCUGGAUUAAGAUUAAUUGUAAAUACAAAGAUGAACUUACUGUACCCACACUAGCUGUUUCAGACUCUCUCCACUACUGUCAUGUUUCAUCCAAGAUCUUUCUGCAUUGUUACUGCCGGUCCUUUUCACUUUACUGUUGCAUUUUUACGUCAGGCAUUCCUUUUAGUAUGUGUUGACUCUGUACAGAUAUAUUUUGACAUAUAAGAAGUAUUUUUUGUAAGGAUAUUUACUAGUCGGAAGUGUGCACUAAUGAAGCAGUACAGUUAUGGAAGGAUAUGUGUUUGAAUGCAAAGUUCUGCUUUUUUUUUUCAAGUUCUGGAUUCAUUUUGUUUUGAAUCAGGAAAAUAUGAUCAAUAUUUCAUGCAUUUCUGUUCUGUUUGUUUAUUUUUGUUUUUAAUUGUUCUUUUCUGUUUUAUUAAAAAGCCAGCUCUUAACAGUUUUAA
Cyprinodon tularosa is the source of this 6420-nucleotide messenger RNA. It is a transcript of the gene camsap2b, whose product is annotated as calmodulin regulated spectrin-associated protein family, member 2b. The coding region runs from base 479 to 4912 and encodes 1477 amino acids. Gene Ontology annotation, molecular function: spectrin binding; calmodulin binding; microtubule minus-end binding. NCBI's taxonomy places the organism in Eukaryota, Metazoa, Chordata, Actinopteri, Cyprinodontiformes, Cyprinodontidae. The transcript is spliced from 21 exons. The record is from RefSeq and is a predicted model, not a curated record. Gene Ontology annotation, biological process: cytoplasmic microtubule organization; negative regulation of microtubule depolymerization; neuron projection development. Gene Ontology annotation, cellular component: microtubule minus-end.